Messenger RNA from Diospyros lotus (date-plum), 1475 nucleotides. Its product is annotated as transcription factor MYB60-like. Gene Ontology annotation, molecular function: protein binding. The record is from RefSeq and is a predicted model, not a curated record. The coding region runs from base 490 to 1383 and encodes 297 amino acids. Gene Ontology annotation, biological process: response to auxin. The transcript has 5 exons. Lineage: Eukaryota; Viridiplantae; Streptophyta; Magnoliopsida; Ericales; Ebenaceae.
GCUGCAGCUCAUAAACGAGCUGUGCUUAGAAUCGAGAGCCAGGUUGCACAGCACUCGAGCAAGAUGCAAGAGAUUCAGCUUCAGUUAGACGAGGAGAACGAGAAAAUGAAGGCAACCGUUGCGGAACUAUCAAACGUACGCAAGGUCAGAAGAACUUCUGGAUGCAUGCUAUGAGGAAGCUAUAGCCCUUCAAUGGUAUUGUCGAGUCAGUGAUGAGAUCCAAUGAUCUCAGGGAGUUGUUUGAUCAUUACCUCAAGCGGAGCACCUGAUGAGCUUCUGGCUGAAGCCUACGUUCAUUCCUCGGGCAUUAGACUUUCUGCUUUUGGCUAGACAGUUUAAGCGGUUGAGGAUGAAGUUGUUGGGAUCAGCAGGAGAUCAACAUGAUUGUUGUGUUGUUGUGGUCAGAGAAGAUUGAUUCCAUUGGAUAUAUAUUCAUCCAAGGCCAGCUGAAAGAGAGUGAAUCAACAAAGAAGAAAGAAGAAGAAAGCCAUGGGAAGACCUCCAUGCUGUGACAAAGUUAGAAUCAAGAAAGGUCCAUGGACCCCUGAAGAAGACAUCAUCUUGGUCUCCUAUAUCCAAGAACAUGGCCCUGGCAAUUGGAGAUCAGUCCCCACAAACACCGGGUUGUUAAGGUGCAGCAAAAGUUGCAGACUUAGGUGGACGAAUUAUCUCAGGCCCGGGAUCAAGCGAGGCAACUUCACCCCCAAUGAAGAAGGGAUGAUAGUGCACUUGCAGGCCCUACUGGGUAACAAGUGGGCUGCCAUAGCUUCCUACCUCCCACAAAGAACAGACAACGACAUCAAGAACUACUGGAACACCCACUUGAAGAAGAAGAUCAAGAAAUUUCAGUCAGCUUCGGAUCCCCGAAUGGCAUCAGAAUCUUCCUCUAUCUGCCAGCAGUUCGUAUCAAAGAGCAUCACCACGGACAAAGCGACUACUACUUCAGAUGCUACUAUCAACUUGAACCAGCUGGCCUCUUCAUCCUACGCCUCGAGCACUGAAAACAUAUCGAGGCUUCUUCAAGAUUGGAUGAGAACUUCCCCAACGAAGAAUAAUGGUGCGUCAUCGAAUGCUCCAGUUGAAGAGAAGGCCGAGCAAGAUGGCUGCAGCCGGUUGGGAGGAGUAGGAGGAGGAGGAGGAGGAGGAGGAGGCUCCAACAAUGAAGAGUUUGAGUCUGUGCUUUCUUUUGAUAAUUUGAACAGCAGCAGCAUGGGAUGGGACAAGUCUUCUUGUGAUUCUACUCUUAAAGACUGCCAAUGUGCUGCCAAUGAGAGGAAGCAAAGAUCAGAGAACGAUCAGCCAUUCUUGUUUCUUGAGAAUUGGCUCUUGGGGGAAAGCAGUGGUCAAGUGCAAGAAAUUAUGGAAUUGCCUCAUAUAUUUUGAUCAUCUUUUUCUGAGUGACUUCUACGUAUUCUUGGGAUUAUCGUUGUUGCACGGUUUCUUAUCGAGUUUUUACGUAUUCUUAAUUUGCUACA